Molecule: messenger RNA, 3791 nt
Organism: Pantherophis guttatus
Lineage: Eukaryota; Metazoa; Chordata; Lepidosauria; Squamata; Colubridae
Gene: SGPL1
Product: sphingosine-1-phosphate lyase 1
Biological process (GO): sphingolipid catabolic process; carboxylic acid metabolic process
Cellular component (GO): endoplasmic reticulum
Molecular function (GO): pyridoxal phosphate binding; sphinganine-1-phosphate aldolase activity
Source: RefSeq, a predicted model, not a curated record
CGCUCCACUCCAUUCCAAUCCCCCCUCCCAACCCGACGCCUAAGAGACCCAGGCGCUCUUGCUUGGGCGGCCGCGAGGGAAGGCGAACCGGGCAGGCCGGGACGACGAUUCGGAACGAGAGAGCCGCCAUCGACCGCCGACCCCGCUCUCGGGCCACGCCACGGAAGGAGGAGGAGGAGGAGGAGGAGGAGGAGAUCUGGGGGGCGCCAUGGAGACUCUUACUCUAUACCAUCAUAUCGUCCUGCAAUACGUAAACCAGACAAGAAAUGUGGUGAAUGAAAAAUGCUCCGGGUUGGAACCAUGGCAAGUCAUCGCAUCAACAGCUGCUGCUACCUUGCUGAUUGUGAAGUUACACAUGUUUCUUUUCCAGUCAGAAAGUUUAACAUCACGAUUUAAAAAAUGGUUCUUCAGAUUUAUACGCAAGCUGCCCAUCAUUGGUCAUAUUAUCCAGCAACAGAUAAACAAGACUUUGGAUGAGAUGUCUGACAAACUGCCCUUUUUGCAAGACAAAAAUUACCUCAGGAGGCUGCCAGCAACAGGUCUCAGCCAUCCAGAAUUGUUGAAGAAGAUGAAAGAGUACAGCGCUUUGGGUAACGUACAUUGGGAAGACCGCAAAGUCUCUGGGACAGUGUACAGUGGAGAUGAGAAACUCGUUAAUCUGCUUGUUAAGGUUUAUGAGGAAUUUGCAUGGACUAAUCCACUUCAUCCAGAUGUAUUCCCAGGUGUGAGGAAGAUGGAAGCAGAGGUUGUGAGAAUGGCUUGCACGCUUUUUCAUGGUGGACCUAAAUCAUGUGGAACAAUGACAUCUGGAGGAACAGAGAGCAUCCUGCUGGCCUGUAAAGCCUACAGAGAUUUGGCUUUUGAAAAAGGGAUAAAAUAUCCAGAAAUGUUGGUGCCAGAAAGUGCCCAUGCAGCAUUUGACAAGGCUGCCCAUUAUUUCAGUGUUAAGAUUCUGCGUAUUCCGUUGACAGAAUCGAUGCAGGUGGAUGUGAAGGCAAUGAAGAAAGCAAUUACCAAGAAUACAGCCAUGUUGGUCUGCUCAGCCCCACAAUUUCCUCAUGGAAGUAUUGACUCCAUUGAGGAAGUAGCAAAGCUUGCCCUGAAAUACGAUAUUCCCUUCCAUGUGGAUGCCUGCCUGGGAGGCUUCCUCAUUGUCUUCAUGGAGAAGGCCGGAUUUCCUUUACAGGGGUGUUUUGAUUUCCGAGUGAAAGGGGUCACAAGCAUUUCUGCAGAUACGCAUAAGUACGGCUACGCUCCAAAGGGCUCCUCAGUGAUACUGUACAGCGAUGUGAAAUACCGACAGCACCAGUUCUUCAUUGCUCCUGAUUGGCAAGGAGGAAUUUACCCCUCGCCCACUAUUGCUGGUUCCAGACCUGGAUGCCUUAUUGCAGCUUGCUGGGCAACAAUGGUGCACUUAGGAGAACAAGGUUAUGUGGAAGCCACCAGGAAGAUCAUCUCAACUACACGGUUCAUCGUAUCUGAGUUGCAGAAAAUUGACCACAUCCGUAUCAUUGGCAAACCAGAGGUUUCUGUCUUUGCUUUCAAGUCUGAUUCAUUUGACAUUUACCGAUUGUCAACCCUGUUAAUAGCCAGAGGAUGGAAUCUUAAUAUUUUACAGUUCCCUCGAUGUAUUCAUUUUUGCGUAACGUUGCUACAAACAGAACCUGGGGUGGCUGAACAACUGGUGAAGGAUAUCAGAGAGUGUGUCUCUGAGAUCAUGAAGAAUCCAAAGGAAAAGACCACUGGCAUGAGUGCAAUCUAUGGUGUGGCACAAACCAUUCCUGACAGAAACUUGGUUUCAGAAAUUGUUGGUGGUUAUUUGGACAGCCUCUACAGCACAGGUGUGGAGUCCCCCUUGACUGAUACGCACAUGAAUGGUUCUCCAAGCCCCCACUGAUUUUUAGUCAUCUAUCUCAGUUGUUGGAUGAAGACACACUAAACAAUUCAAAGGAAAGGUAAUAUCACUUGGAAGCGUUUCUUCUGCAGUUACAGCUCACAAGGCAGUUUGAUCUGUUGGCAUAACAUUCCCCCUUAGGUGAAACACAGGUUCAACCCCCUAACUUAGAUUGGCUGUUCAGAUUUGUGAAACUUCAGGAAUACUCUCUCUCUCUCUCUCCUGUAACUUCUGAUAAUUAUUUGUAUUUCUAAUGAUGACUCACUGCUGCUUCUAGUUGUCCAAGAAACGGCAGGCUUAAAAGGGCAAUACAAGUCUGUUCCAUCUUUGUUCAUGCUCAGGUGUUUCGAAUUACUUCAGUGGAUAGAUACAGAUCUCUUGGUUGAUGUUCACACUGAGCAGUGAAUUCAACGAAAGGUUGCACAUCCUUCACAGAUGAUAGGAUAAAGUCAGGGUGACUGGUUCACUCUGUGGGAAUUUGCUCCUAAUGAGAGGAAAUGGAUCAAAGGAAAAAAGGGACACGUCCUUCUUUCCUUGUACCUUCGGGGUGCUUUUCUCUUUUCCCUAGAAUUUUUUUUUUUUGACUGUGACACCCUUCCCCCCACCUUUAGUCUUUGAGCCAUGGAGAUCUAUGAAGGUACUAAGGAUAAAACGGUUCUUCCACAUGUUUUGUCCUAUUUUCUGUGUUAAACUACAGUAGGACAAAGCAAAUUGCAUUUCUUUCAGUGUCACGGUUCGAGAAGUUCAGCUUCUUCAACUUGUGUGCGUUUCCUAGUUCUGCCACUUUGUUAAGCGCCUUUAUGGACUCAAAAGAGAACCAGUGACUCGGAAUGUAAUUAUUUGGAGGACUCAGUGCUCGUUUCUCACCCGCUGCACUGAUUUAUCAGACCCAUUCUCAAGAGAGCACACACAGAUUUGCCUUAAAUGCUGAGAGCAUCUCUACUCAAGAAGCCAAGCAGAUGUUCCAAUCAGCAGAUGAUCACCUCCAUUAUGGUACUACACUGAAAAUAACCUCAACCUCAGGUAUCAUAUAAUCCUCCUCUUCAGUGUUUCAUGACGUCUCAGUUCAGUCCACCUGUAGAUAGCACUUUGCAACUGUGAUUGGGAUACCUGUGGUCUAGACGCUUGACCUCUAAUCGGUUACAGUUCCUGCUUCUAUCCCAUUGUUUAGUUUGCUUCUAGAAGGAACUGUGGCUCCAGCGGGCCAAAUGGCAGGCAUAUUUAACUUUUUAUUCUAAGGCUUGAGGUGUAAAGCUAGUUUUACAGAGGUGAAUGGAGAAUAGUUCCAUUCCACCUUAAACUUCUUCUAUAGAUAAGUAGGUACUUCGCUAGAUCGAUCAAGGUCUCAUUACAUUCAGUCAGCAAUAGUUCUCUAGAAAAAAAAAGGAGCAUAGAAUCUAAUAUUUUAGUGGUAUAGACUCAUGUUGCUUUCAGUUAUUAUUGUACGAUCCUUUGUGACUUCAGGAGUUCAGGGUCUAUGUUAUGUGAAUCUUUGGAUUAAUCAUGUAUCUAUCUCUUCAAGGCUAUCUUUCUAUUUCAAUUUUGAAUGGAGUGAAUACAAAAUAAUUGGAUGGUUAAUUGCCUAAGUCAUGUAUGUGUAUCGACUAGCUUGAACAAAAACACAGAUACGGUUUCCAAAUUACAUUAAGAAAGGAAAACUCGAUUGCAUCCCUCGUACCUAUGUAAUUUAAGGAACUGUUUUCAUUAAUGUUCUAGAACAGAAUGUUAAUUUGUAAGAUCUUAAUUUCAGUUUAAUCCUGAUACAUGUUCAAAACUGCUUUGUUUCAAUACUUAACCCAUGUAUACUUUGUCAUGCAUCUUUUACAUGUUUUGGGGUUUAAAAUAAACGUUAUUUUCUUCCUCAACUUCCAAGUUUAAAAUACUGGAAGGUAGCUUU